This is a messenger RNA of Salvelinus sp. IW2-2015, 505 nucleotides long. Its product is annotated as transmembrane protein 8B-like. Gene Ontology annotation, cellular component: membrane. The record is from RefSeq and is a predicted model, not a curated record. Lineage: Eukaryota; Metazoa; Chordata; Actinopteri; Salmoniformes; Salmonidae.
AACGUGUGUUUGCGUUAUCGUGUGUGUGUGUAUCUGUGUUAACCUGUCUCUCCUGGGUCCAGGCUGGGACGGCUGGGGCUGUACCGAUCCCUCGGAGGCCUAUUCCUAUGGUUUCCAGCUCCUGUCCACCUUGCUGCUCUGCCUCAGUAACCUGAUGUUCGUUCCUCCCGUGGUGAUCGCUGUCCGCGGCCACUACCUCCUGGAGGCCUCUGUAUACAUCUUCACCAUGUUCUUUUCUACUUUCUACCAUGCGUGUGACCAGCCUGGUAUCGUGGUGUUCUGUAUCAUGGAAUACGAUGUUCUCCAGUUCUGUGACUUUCUGGGUUCCCUCAUGUCUGUCUGGGUCACCGUCAUCUCUAUGGCCCGGCUCAAGUCUAUCAUUAAACAGGUGCUGUAUUUGCUCGGGGCCAUGACUCUCUCCAUGGCUCUCCAGUUGGACCGUCACGGCCUGUGGAACCUCCUGGGACCCUCCCUCUUCGCCCUGGGCAUCAUGGCUGUAGCCUGG